Molecule: messenger RNA, 831 nt
Organism: Penicillium brasilianum
Lineage: Eukaryota; Fungi; Ascomycota; Eurotiomycetes; Eurotiales; Aspergillaceae
Source: the annotation of a GenBank genome assembly
AUGUCUCAUUCAACUGAUUUCUAUGGGUAUCUCCCCAGCAAGCCAGCGUCGUUAUUUGGAAUUGUCUACUUCGGCACCACAGCAAUUAUAUGCACUCUACAGAUUAUAUUUGGAAGAUACAAGCACUAUUGGAUGGCCACCAUUGCCCUCGCUGCUGUGGGUGAGGCCCUCGGCUGGGGGGCGCGAUUCUGGGCUCAUAUCGCUCCAGAUGAUUGGAUGCCAUUCAUGAUCCAAAUUUGCAGUCUCGCUAUCACUCCGGUCCUCAUUUCCGCCGCAGACUAUGUCCUCUUUUGUCAAAUCGUUCAAAACAAUGGAUCUCGACUAUUCUUUGUCCCGGCACGAUUCUUCUGGAUUGGUUUCAUUCUUUUGGAUAUCAUCUCAUUAUCCAUUCAAACCGUAGGAGGAGUUUUGGUCUCAAGUGCCCAGAACGAGGACCAACUGAACUAUGGAUCUCGCAUCAUGCUGGAUGGCAUCAUAUUUCAAUUCAGCAACACUGUCUUAUUCGUUAUAUUGUUGUUAGGGACAAUAUUCAGGUUGCGCUCGAAGGGUAUCCGGCAACGAUCGGUCACUGGGUGGCCGGUCAUGCUAGCUAUGUGGAUUUCCACUGUGAUGGUUUUUGUUCGCAAUGCAUAUCGAAUCGCUGAGCUGUCUGCUGGGUGGAAUGGCCGUUUGGUGCGCACUGAAUGGUACCUCAUAGCUUUUGAUAUGGUGCCAAUGGCGGUGGCAGUGGGGGCAUUAGUUGUGUUCAGUCCAUCCUUCUUUUUUGGGGAUGAUGAGCACGAGGGAGAGGCUAAGCAAGCGCGCUCAACUGAUUGUAUUCCGCUUUGUUAA